AUGUCUCGACCUGGUAAGGAACACUGUCAAGUGGUAAAGCGAAUAUUUCGCUAUCUGAGAGGCACAUCCGAUGUUGGUCUCUUUUAUAGGAGUAAUAACCAGUGUCUCGUAACUGGUUAUUCGGACUCAGAUUAUGCUGCAGAUAUCGAUGGUAGAAGAUCAAUGACUAGUUAUGUUUACACUCUUGGUGACUUUGUGGUUAGUUGGAAGACAACAUUACAGUCGACGGUGACGUUGUCCACUACCGAGGCUGAGUAUAUGGCGCUAACUGAAGCAGUCAAGGAGGGUAUAUGGUUGAAAGGAUUAAUCAGUGACCUUAGUAUCCAUCAUGAUCAUGCAAUUUUGGAAGUAGCCUGA
This is a messenger RNA of Impatiens glandulifera, 357 nucleotides long. RefSeq names its product secreted RxLR effector protein 161-like. The transcript is spliced from 2 exons. The coding region runs from base 1 to 357 and encodes 118 amino acids. Lineage: Eukaryota; Viridiplantae; Streptophyta; Magnoliopsida; Ericales; Balsaminaceae. The record is from RefSeq and is a predicted model, not a curated record.